Molecule: messenger RNA, 918 nt
Organism: Syzygium oleosum
Lineage: Eukaryota; Viridiplantae; Streptophyta; Magnoliopsida; Myrtales; Myrtaceae
Product: pyruvate kinase isozyme A, chloroplastic-like
Exons: 4
Coding region: 1-918 (305 amino acids)
Biological process (GO): glycolytic process
Cellular component (GO): cytoplasm
Molecular function (GO): potassium ion binding; pyruvate kinase activity; magnesium ion binding
Source: RefSeq, a predicted model, not a curated record
AUGGCAGUCGCAGGGGAAUUAACUGUUCCUUGUGGUCAGAUCAGUUCAAAGAUCGCAACUUUCAAUGCCAAGAGCCAGAUUUUUGGUGUGCCCAUGAUUUCUUGUUCUGGAGGGAAACUGAAGAGUAGGAUGUCUACUGGAGUUAGAGCAGUAUUGCAAAUGGGAGUGGGAGCAGCUGAGAGUGGGAGCAAGGUUGGGGGUGCUUUAGGUUUUGAUGUGGUGUCGGAGGAAGAGUUGAGAGAGAAGGGGUUUCUGGGGAUGAGGAAGACAAAGCUCGUGUGCACUAUUGGCCCUGCUUGUUCCUCCUUGGAGGAUCUGGAGAGGUUGGGAUUCGGAGGGAUGAAUGUGGCGAGGCUCAACAUGUGUCACAACUCGAGAGAGUGGCAUUUGGAUGUGAUCAGGAAGAUCAAGAAGUUGAAUGAAGAAAAGGGAUUUUGUGUUUCGGUCAUGAUUGAUACCGAGGGCAGUCAGAUCCAUGUCGUUGAUCAUGGUGCUCCUUCCUCUGUCAAAGUAGAGGAAGGAUCAAUCUGGUUAUUUACUACCAAAAAGUUCGAGGGUUCCCGCCCUUUCACUGUCCAAGCAAACCACUCCGGUUUUUCUGAAGGUAUUGAGGUUGGUGAUGAGCUCGUUAUCGAUGGAGGCAUGGCAAGUUUUGAAGUCAUUGAAAAGAUUGGGAAUGAUUUGAAGUGUAAGUGCACAGAUUCUGGUUUGUUUCUUCCUUGCGCAAAGUUCAGCUUUUGGAGAGAUGGGAAGCUUGUUGAGAGGAAUUACAAAUUGCCUACUCUGUCAAGAAAGGAUUGGGCUGACAUAGACUUUGGAAUUGCUGAAGGUGUAGACUUCAUUGCAAUGUCAUUUGUCAAUGAUGCUGAUGCAGUCAGCAACCUUAAGGAUUACAUUUCCACCAAAUCAUCCAAGUAA